Molecule: messenger RNA, 1188 nt
Organism: Tympanuchus pallidicinctus (lesser prairie-chicken)
Lineage: Eukaryota; Metazoa; Chordata; Aves; Galliformes; Phasianidae
Product: vacuolar protein sorting-associated protein 29-like
Exons: 3
Coding region: 284-865 (193 amino acids)
Biological process (GO): retrograde transport, endosome to Golgi; intracellular protein transport
Cellular component (GO): endosome; retromer complex
Source: RefSeq, a predicted model, not a curated record
GCUGGGCUGGCGCGGUGGCUCUGGGACUGGACUUUAGUGGUGUUUGGUGUGGUGCUCGCUGUCCUUUGGUGUCACUGGGUCGUGAAUUCCCUCAGCUGGGUGGUGAGAGCCCAUGGGUGUGUCCUAUUAGGAGUAGUCGUGGGGUGCAGUGUGGGCUUUUUGUGUGUGUUGAGGGUGCUUCCCUGGAAGCUAAUUCUGGGAGAAAUCCCUGCUGCCUCUGUAAAAGUUGUUGGAAAAAUCAGACGCACUGGAGCUGCUGACUGCCUUUGUACUAUUGAGUGAUAUGGUUAAAACUCUCUCUUUCCUCGUGGUGUGUGUGAAGCUGGUGUUAGUGCUAGGAGACCUGCACAUCCCACACCGAUGCAGUGGUCUGCCAGCGAAGUUCAAGAGCCUCCUGGUUCCGGGGAAAAUUCAGCAUAUUUUGUGCACAGGAAACCUCUGCACCAAGGAAAGCUAUGACUACCUCAGGACUUUGGCUGGGGACAUUCAUGUUGUUAAGGGGGACUCUGAGAGUCUGAAUUAUCCUGAACAGAAGGUUGUAACUGUUGGGCAAUUCAGAAUUGGGUUGAUUCAUGGCCAUCAAGUCAUUCCCUGGGGGGAUGUCGCAAGCUUGGCAUUGCUACGGAGGCAGCUGGAUGUAGACAUUCUUAUCUCAGGACACACACACAGAUUUGAAGCAUUUGAGCAUGAAAAUAAGUUCUACAUCAACCCGGGAUCAGCUACAGGAGCCUACACUGCUUUAGAAACGAACGUCAUUCCUUCAUUCGUACUGAUGGAUAUCCAGUCUUCCACAGUUGUAACUUAUGUAUACCAGCUAAUUGAGGACGAUGUGAAAGUAGAAAGAAUUGAGUUCAAGAAACACUGAUACGUGUUUGAAUCUGCUCACCAUCUCUCGUUCCUCCUCUUUUAGUUAAAGCUGAAUCCGGCCACGUGGGGGUGCUGCUGCAGCGGCGUGUUGGGUUGUAAAUCUGCAGCCACGUGAGCUUGUGAAGUUCACAAGUAGGGUUUAGAACAGGAGAAACUGAGUAAGAGAAAUGGGAGUAUAUUUAAAAAAAAAAAAAAGUGUGUGUAUAUAUAUCCUAUAUUUAAGAAGGAGGUGCUGUUGUUCCUGGCCUUGUGGAGUUGCAGCUAGUGGUUGCUUGGGACUGAACCUAUGUAAAAUGAGCAUAGAAUAAAAUGGUAUUUUCA